AUGGACGAGAGCGACGACAACGGCGAGACAGAAAAGAUCACGAAGAAGACUAUCAAGAGGACGAUGACGUCCAAAGACCGCGAGGACGACAACAGAUCGGCGGCGACGAUCGUCGAGACGGAUUUCUUGGUACGUUUUAUAGUAAGCGGAGUAUUUACUGCGUCUUUUAGAAGAGAGGUGUACGACGACGAAAAGAAGAAGAACUUUAAGCAGAGGACGACAAAACACCGUCCGUUCUUCUUUACCUGUCGUCGUCGAGGAGUGAUUGGCUCUGGCAUCGCCGGGUUAUCGUACGCGUUGGAAGCGGCGGAGCACGGGAAAGUCGCCGUGGUGACGAAAUCCGUCGCGCACGAAGCGUCGACGGCGUACGCGCAAGGCGGGAUUAGCGCGGUUAUUUCGCAUUUAGAUACGAUCGAUGAACACGUGAACGAUACCGUCGUGGCUGGGGAUUAUUUGUGCGACGAGAAAGCGGUGAGAGCGUUGUGCGCGGACGGGAAGUCUGCGAUUGAAAAGUUGGUGGAGAUUGGGACGAGGUUUACCAAGGCGGAGGAGCUGGAGGAGAAGAAUAAAGAAAAAGAAAAAGAAGAAGAACAAAAUAUUCAAACGGGAGCGUAUCAAGGGUUACACUUGUGCCGCGAAGGAGGACACGGGAAACCGAGGAUUGUGCACUGCGACGAUAUGACGGGGAAAGAGGUUGAGAGAGCGUUGGUGGAAGCGACGAGAAAGCAUCCAAACGUGACGUUUUACGAACAUCACGCUUGCGUAGAUUUGAUGACUUCUUCCUCCUCCUCUUCUAACACGGAGAGACGAUGCGUUGGCGCCGUUGCCGUUUCGAGCGGCGGCAAAAACGACGACGACUCACAUCAAGAAGAAGCAUCAAAAAUUGUGCGCUUUUACGCCUCCACUACCCUUUUGGCGUGCGGAGGUGCGGGUCAACUCUUCCCUUCCACGACGAAUCCGGUCGUGUGUACCGGCGACGGUAUCGGCAUGGCUGCUCGCGCGAACGUCGUGUGUGAAAAUCUUGAGUUUGUGCAGUUUCACCCGACCGCUUUGUACGCCGAUAACGACAGCUCGAAAUCGCCGGCGAAGAAACUCGACGAGAAUGAAAACGCAUUUUUGAUCACGGAAGCCGUUCGCGGUCACGGCGGCGAGUUAUGGACGCACUUCGAACGCGGCGAGAGGUUCAUGCCGAACUACGACAUUCGAAACGAACUCGCGCCCAGAGAUGUCGUCGCGCGAGCUAUUCACGCGGAGAUGCGCAAAAAUAACUCGCCGUGCGUCUAUCUCGACAUCACGAAAAAAGACGCCGAGGACGUCGCAAAAAAUUUUCCCGGCAUUUAUAAAGAAUUGAAAAAACGCAACUUGGACAUGACGAAACAAAGAAUUCCAGUGAGACCAGCCGCACAUUACCUCUGCGGCGGCGUCAAGACGAACAUAGACGGCGAGACGAGUCUUUCGGGCUUGUUCGCGUGUGGCGAAGUCGCGUGCACGGGCGUGCACGGUGCCAACCGCUUAGCUUCGAACUCGCUUCUCGAAGGCGUCGUAUUUGCGCGACGCGCGGUUAAAACUGCCACGCGAAAAUCAAAAGAAAGUUUGAAGCAGUUGUUGGAAGAUGAAUUCGAGGAUAUUGUGGACGAGGACGACUAUUUGAAAUGCAACUACGAUGUUUUCAAUUCCUCGCGCAAAACGAAAUCGAACAAACGUCGCGGUCAAAUGGUCAAGAAGGACUUCUUAUCUGGCGACGCGUUUGCGCAAAGUUUGAGAAAAGAAGUGCAACUCUCCAUGUGGCGCGCGUGCGGCAUCGUUCGACGAACGGAGGACAUGCGCGAAACUUUGGUCAAAUUCAAAGCGUUGCAACGUUUGAUUGACGAUGAAGAGGAAGAAGCGGCGUUGCUGAAUAGUGGCAACGACGACGGUACGGUUACUUUAGCUCUAGUUGAGGCGAAGAAUUUAUUAGCGGUUGGCACUUUAGUUUUACGAUCGGCUUUGAAGAGGAAAGAAAGUCGCGGGUUACACUACGUCGUCGAGUACCCGGAUAGAGUCGAAGGAGAACGAGUGUCUACAGUGUUAGCUCCGAUUGAGAACGACGACGACGACGAAACGAGAAGCAACAUUUCGUCUCGCUCUGCGAUUAAAAUGGAGGGCGAGGAAGAAGAGGAGCUGUUUGUAGUCGAGCAAAACAAAGUCGUCGCGCGAGGUCCGCGCUGA
Messenger RNA from Bathycoccus prasinos, 2208 nucleotides. RefSeq names its product L-aspartate oxidase (gene AOX). The record is from RefSeq and is a predicted model, not a curated record. Gene Ontology annotation, molecular function: L-aspartate oxidase activity. The transcript is spliced from 2 exons. Bases 1 to 2208 code for a protein of 735 amino acids. Gene Ontology annotation, biological process: NAD+ biosynthetic process. NCBI's taxonomy places the organism in Eukaryota, Viridiplantae, Chlorophyta, Mamiellophyceae, Mamiellales, Bathycoccaceae.